Molecule: messenger RNA, 2289 nt
Organism: Centruroides sculpturatus (bark scorpion)
Lineage: Eukaryota; Metazoa; Arthropoda; Arachnida; Scorpiones; Buthidae
Product: monocarboxylate transporter 12-like
Exons: 5
Coding region: 741-2048 (435 amino acids)
Biological process (GO): transmembrane transport
Molecular function (GO): monocarboxylic acid transmembrane transporter activity
Source: RefSeq, a predicted model, not a curated record
UUUUUAGGUAAGCAAGUUCAUCGAGUUAACAAUUUAAUUUAAAAAUGAGACCGCAAUUGUAUCGUGUUUCCCCCCAAAACAUCCCUUUGGGAAGUUGCAAUGCAUCGUAUUUUGCUAUUCAAAGUUCAGCCUGCGGUAUAAUCGGCUACAUUUGCAAUAAAGUUGCUUAUCUUUCCUGUAUAUUCCAUCUAUACUCAUACAUAGUGUCAGAUUUAAGUGUAAUCUAGCCAUAGCUUAAAGCCACUGUUCAAGCGGCCUACGUAAAUUCGAGUCUAGAAUAUUUAAAUUUGUUUGGAAUGCUUUGCAUUCUGGAAUGCCACAAACUGUUAAUCCAGUUGCAUCUUAUACUUGAAAUGCUAGUUUUAUUAUUGUACACAAUGGCAUUUAUAGAAAUUUUAACGCUUUCUUCACAUAUUUUAGCCCUUGAAAAUCAUAUAAAAUCUACAAUUAAUCGCACUAAUUGUUAUAGAGAAGAUGCCUGACAACCAAUAAGUCAACGUGCUAUAUGAACUUUGGACCCCCGGUUUAGUGACAAUGAAUACGGAAACCUCGUGUUGUAAAUAUUUAGAGCAUUAGUAAUGAAUACCAGAUGAACAAAUUUUUAGUUAUAAAUUAAAUAUUUUGAUAGUUACAAGAGUUAUCUACAGUAAAAUACAACGUGACAGAUUUAAUCCUUGUUAACUGAUAGUUUUAAUUGUUAUAUAAAAAUUAGUCGUUAGCUUUGGGUUUUAUGCUUAAUCAUGAUGAUCAUAGUGGAUAAAGGACGUGCAUGGAUUAUAGCAUUUUCGUCGUUCUGGACCAUGUUAACUGUACUUGGAAUACACAGAAGUUCAGGAGUACUGUUUACAUCUAUGAUGAAUGAUUAUAAUGUAUCCAGAGAAUCGGCAGCUUGGCCAUUUUAUUUACGAAAAACUGUGGGAUUUUUAUCAGCGAAUCUAGUGGGAUUUAUAAAUGGAUACUUUUCAAUGAAGUGCCAAAUGUUUGUGGGAUUAUUGUUGAGCGCUGUAGCUAUGUUUGCUCUAUAUUUUGUUGAUGAUAUUUUAUCUAUAACGUUAAUAUUCGGCAUUUUGUAUGGUGUGGGUUCUGGUAUAGUAAUGAUGUGCAAUUUGAUCUCUAUCAAUAAAUUCUUCUCUAAAUACCGUACUGUCGCACAGGGUAUUAGUUUAGCUGGAAAUUCAACAGGAGCAUUCAUUUUACCGCCUUUAAUCGAAUAUUUUAUUGAUAAUUAUGGAUUACGUGGCACGUAUCUUAUGCUGACAGGUGUUGUGUUACAGGGUUUCAUAGUGGUAAUGAUGUAUGAAGAUUCACCAUAUCAAAAGCCAGAGAACUUAACUGAGUUAAGUAUAUCAGAAUCUAUAGAAAGAAAUUUAAAAGAACGUCCUUCAAGCAACGAAUCAGAUACAAAGAUAUCAAAGCAAUUAAGAAAAACCUGUUUGUAUAUAUUCAAAUGCCCAAUGUUUCAUGUGAUAUGGAUAACGUAUACAACGUUUGAUUUUGUUUUUCAGACAUUCCUAACCGUUAUAAUAGAUCAUGGUGCAGAUUGUGGAAUCAAUGAACACAAAGCUGUGUAUUUUCUGUCUGCUUUAUCCGUUGUGGAAUUAAUUGGUAGACUAGGAGGAGGAUGGAUUGUGGACUUUCAACUAAUCAAACGCAAAAAUAUAAUUAGAAUAUCGUUUAUGUUAUAUGCAAUGAUAUAUAUAUCAUUGCCCUUCCUGCAUACUUAUGUGAUAAUGAUAGUUUUAACAGCACUGAUUGGUCUCAUUGGCAGUUCUGUUACCAUUAAUGGUUCUGCCUUAUUUGCUGACUAUGUAGGAUUAGAAAAUCUUCCUAUGGCUUUAGGUUUCUCUGCCAGUUUGACUGGUUUAAUUGGUUUAAUCACUCCAAGGAUAAUAGGGCAUAUCCGAGACACAACGGGAAGCUACAAUUUAUUAUUCUUUAUAUUUGGAGCGGCAUCCUUGUUUGUGACCUUAAUGUGGAUGGCAGAACCACUGUUCGUGAUGCUACAAUUAAAAAUACAUCGCAAACCUUAUACUAUAAAUUGUGCAUAAUGUUAUUUAAUUUUAUAUAAGUUUAUUAUAUUUUAAAAAUUUGUUUAUAAUUAAAAAAAAAAAAAGGUGUUGAAAGUAGUCUUUGAAUUGUUUCACUCGGGGCUACAGAGUUGGUAAAAAAGACACUAGAUUCUGAUUCACUACUCAGGCAAAAUUAAAUACCAAGUCAUUUUAUGGAAGCAGAGGCACUCAUAGGGGAAUACUCUAUUCUCAACUCUAAAAGGAGCCUGGGGCAUUUACC